UCUUCCUCCGCGGCGGGCGGGGGGGUCCGCCCGCCCAAGCGCUUCCGUCGGGGCCGGCUGCGGCUCAGCCAUGGGGAAGAAGCACAAGAAGCACAAAGCCGAGAAGGCAGAAUGGCGCUCGACCUCCGCCACCGCCUACAGCGAUUAUGUGGACAAGCCUUUGGAAAAACCCUUAAAGCUGGUUCUUAAAGUUGGAGGCAGUGAAGUUACUGAACUCUCUGGGUCAGGGCAUGACUCUAGUUACUAUGAUGAUAGAUCAGAUCAUGAGCGAGAACGACAUAAAGAAAAGAAGAAAAAAAAGAAGAAAAAGUCAGAGAAAGAAAAAGAAAAGCAUCUAGAUGAUGAGGAAAGAAGAAAGAGAAAGGAAGAGAAAAAGAGGAAAAGGGAGAAGGAACAGUGUGAUACUGAAGGAGAAACUGAUGACUUUGAUCCUGGGAAAAAGGUGGAGGUUGAACCUCCUCCAGAUCGUCCUGUCAGAGCAUGCAGAACUCAGCCAGCUGAAAAUGAGAGCACACCAAUCCAGCAAUUACUAGAACACUUCCUUCGCCAGCUUCAAAGGAAAGAUCCUCAUGGGUUUUUUGCUUUUCCAGUCACGGAUGCCAUUGCUCCUGGAUAUUCCAUGAUAAUAAAACACCCUAUGGAUUUUGGUACGAUGAAGGAAAAAAUUGCAGCAAAUGAAUACAAAUCAGUCACUGAAUUCAAGGCAGAUUUUAAACUGAUGUGUGAUAAUGCAAUGACUUACAACAGACCGGAUACUGUUUACUACAAGCUAGCCAAGAAGAUACUGCACACAGGCUUUAAGAUGAUGAGCAAAGAACGGCUGUUAGCUUUGAAGCGCAGCAUGUCGUUUAUGCAGGACAUGGAUUUUUCUCAGCAGGCAGCUCUUUUGGGCGAUGAAGACACAGCAGUUGAAGAACCUGUUCCUGAAGUUGUUCCUGUACAAGCAGAGACUACCAAGAAAUCCAAAAAGCAAAAUAAAGAAGUUAUUAGAGAGAAAUUCUUAGCUAAGCAAAUGGAAGAAGAUAACCCACGAGAGAGAAAUGGAUUUGGUGUGAGGAGAUGCUCUACCCAGUACCUAAGCUGCAUUUUUGAACCUGAGGGGAAUGCAUGCAGCCUGACCGACAGCACUGCAGAAGAACAUGUCCUGGCACUAGUGGAACAUGCAGCAGAUGAAGCUCGGGAUAGGAUCAAUCGAUAUCUACCCAACAGCAAGAUUGGUUAUCUGAAAAAAAAUGGAGAUGGAACUUUAUUAUUUAGUGUUGUAAAUUCAUCUGAUCCAGAAGCAGAAGAGGAAGAAACUCACCCGGUGGAUCUGAGUUCACUGUCAACCAAAUUAUUACCUGGCUUCACUACACUGGGUUUCAAAGAUGAACGAAGAAAUAAAGUAACCUUUCUUACUAGUGCCAAUACAGCACCUUCCUUGCAAAACAACUCUAUAUUUCAUGAUUUGAAACCAGAUGAAAUGGAGCUCUUAUACUCAGCAUAUGGUGAUGAAACUGGGAUCCAGUGUGCCUUAAGCUUACAAGAAUUUGUGAAGGAUGCUGGAAGUUACAGCAAGAAAAUAGUUGAUGAUCUUCUGGACCAGAUCACUAGUGGUGACCAUUCCAAAACUAUUUAUCAGCUAAAGCAGAGGCGAAACAUCCCAGUAAAACCACUGGAUGAAGUUAAAGUUCUGCCAGUUCUUAUAAAAGAAGAACACAAGUUGCGUAAUACCUGUCUGGAUUCUUCCAAACAAAUUAUGGUUGGAGAUUCUGCUGGAGACAGUAACACUUCUGACUUGGACUUUCUCUCCAUGAAGCCAUAUUCAGAUGUAUCUCUUGAUAUUUCUAUGUUAAGUUCGUUAGGAAAAGUGAAGAAGGAGCUUGAUCAUGAUGAUAACCAUCUACAUCUGGAUGAAACAACUAAACUGCUUCAGGACCUUCAUGAAGCUCAGGCUGACAGAGUGGGAUCCCGGCCAUCGUCCAAUUUGAGUUCCCUCUCCAAUACCUCUGAAAGAGACCAACAUCAUCUUGGAAGCCCAUCUCAUCUGAGUGUUGGAGAACAGCAAGACAUGGUUCAUGAUCCCUAUGAAUUUCUUCAGUCUCCAGAAACAUCAAAUGCUACUAGUAACUAAUACGACAUGUACUAUAUUUAUUUUGUAUUUUAAUUGUAUUAUGUUUUUGUAACGUUUUUGUCCAUGACAGAAACUGCAUUUUUGUCCUCUUUUCUAUGAGGAUUGCUGUAUAAUAUCAUGUAUACAGGAUUAAACAAGCAAACGUAUAAAAACCCCAACCCCAAACUAAUUAGUGCAUAAUGUUGUUAGCAAUGUACCAAGAACUGCUUUCAUUUUGUUUGUUAAGGGAGAGUGUUAUUUACUGGUGUGUGAAUCUUGCCUGAAAAGCAGCAAAUAAUGUGUUAGAAAAAUUUAUAUUUUAUAGACACUGAAAAGUGAUGAUUUUCCCAAAAUCAUGGCAACAGUCGUUAAAUGUUUGCAGUACAAUUACCAACUAGUUCUGUAGAUAAUUGUUCUGUUCUCUACUGUUCAGGUUAAGACCUGAACAACUCCAAGGAAGAACAAAGAACUGCAUGAAUUGGGAUUAUUAUUGUGUUUUUCAUCUCCAAAUGCUAAUACUCUGUAGAAAUUGUUUUAAACAUUUCCCCAUAUUUUAAAAUAUUUUUUUAAUCACAGCAGAGAGCACUUCAUUUGAGAGUAACAGUACUUGGGAGUUCCAGUAGAAUGCUCAUUUACAUAACUUCUACCCUAGAUUUGAAAAAGAUUAAUGUUUUUGUGAUCCCUUGUAUCUUGAAACAUAAAGAAAAGAUAAUACUUGUAUUUUUUAAUAUGAUGUGUAUAUGUCAUAGGGUGAAAAAAAUACUGGAUAAGGUGUGCUUUUCAAUAAUUCCAAAAUAAAACUUUUAUAAUACAUCAAUACUUGAAACUGAGGGGUUUUGUACUGUUGCUAUUUGCAAGCAGACAAAUGUUAUGAAUUUACAUUAUUUUGUAACUAUUAAUAAAAAUAGAAAAGCAGUUUUGAUGUAUAGCAGAUCUGUUGUUCUUGCCAGGGAGAAGUUUGCUUCCUUAUACUAAGUCUGAAAUACUAAAGAGUUUUGGGUUGAAUUCAUGUGCUGCUUCAAAAGAUGAAUUUCAUCAUGCCACAUACAGCUAUAAACAAAAAAACCUUUUCAUUUUAGUAACCUCCUCAGUUUUUAGUAACCAUUAAGGAAGUCAGAUAACUGGUAGUAAAGUCUUGAUAGAAUCUAAAUAGGAAAAUUGUUUUAUUCCAAGCGGGAGUGCUGAAGAAAGAACACGGUGAGGUUUUUCUGCCUGGGAGUUGUUAGGAAUAUGUGUGGCACUGUGCUUGGGCUGCUUUGCUGCUCCUGCAUUCUGAUGCAUCAUGACCAUGGGUUCUUGGAAGUGACAUGGAUGAUCAGCUGCACUGUGGCAGUGUUGUUGGCGAGGAUUUGCAUGGACACACAGCCUUGUGUCGGUUUGCAGCUUCCCUAAACUAUUUCAAUUGAAAAGUGUCUUUAAAUCUAAUGUGCUUUUGCUCUCUAGUAAGUCUGAUUUCUCAUACAGUAAAUAUAAAUUGAUUCCUGUAAUAGACUCUAAAUUUAGUUACAGAUGGUGAGGAAAUUUUUACUGAAGCACUUGCUGUUGAAUUGGCUGCCUUAGCUCUUGAAUAAAAUUCCACAGAAUGUUUAAAAUACCCCUCUAGAGGAAUGUGCUGGUUUGUUCUGUUUUUUUGUUUGAACUGCAGUGUUUACUACUGAAAACUGAAAUAGUGUGCAGUAUCUUAUUUGAUAUCUUCACCUGGAUUUUAGGCAGAAUGCAUUCAAACUCUGUGGAUCAGCCUUUAUGGGCUCCAUGAGCUGGUUGUAUAAGAGGCUGGAUGUUGUUUGCAUCAUUACUGUACCAGAGAGCACUUUGUGCCUGAGGAAGGUUUGCUUAUUUAUUCAGCCUAUCUGACCCUUAAGCAAUGUUAGUUAUGCUCAGCAAUCUCCAGCUUCUGUUCCAUGGGUGCUGGACAAUCCUUUCACUAGGCCUGCUGCCUGCAUUCCCAUUCAGGGAAAAAAUGCUUUUAGGACUAAAACUUCUUCCUAGAAGCAAAGAUAAAUGUUUUUGCUGUGGUGCCUUCUCAAAAGACAUAGGCAUGUACUGGCAGAUAUUGACUUGUAACCUGUUUGCUGAAUGUACUGAGACACAUGAUUAGACUCACGAAAUGCCACAAGAAAAGCUUUCAUGUUUCUUUGAGAAAUCGCAUUCUUCUAACUUUUAUAGAAAGAUUGGACUCUUGAGUUUGCAGCCUCUGGUAAAAAAAUGCUAAAAUUUUAAAUUAAGUGGUUGAAGUAACGUCUUUCAGUCACUUGUUUGUCAUGGUGCAUUUUUACUGAUUCUUGGGCUAAAAGAGAAUCUCUUCCUCCUCUUCAUUGUUGGUGUAUGUGCCUAUGCUUGUACCAGUGGUACACUGUUUCAUCUUCCAAAUUAUUCUGGUUUAUUUGAAGAAAAGCCUUAAGAAGAAAUUUGCCUGUUCUUUCCUUACUUAAUUAAAGGGUAAAAAAUUCCCUAAGCCAUGUCUUAUUUGCUCUUGUCUCUGCAGGUGGUAAGUUCAUAUACACAGAAAAGCUUUGAACUAGUAAAGGCCUCUAAUCUUAUGGUCCUAUUUAAAUACUAAGGAUUUGAAAAACUUGAUUUAGUUCUGUGAAUUUAUUUAACAUAUAUCAUUAUUUAUUUAAUCCGAGAUAAACACCAUUUCUUUCCAGUGUGUUUGAUAUUUCCUGUUUGGCUCAUUUGGGAGAUGGCACCCUGUUCAAAUCUGUAAUACAUAACAUGUAACAUCUUCUAGCUAGGUGGCACCAUAUGUCAAUAAACUUUAUGUGAAUUCCCAUCAGUUGGAAUAUGCUGCAUUGAAAUAGAGGGGAAAUUCCUUGGUUGUUUUGUAAAGUCAACCCAGGGUUUCUAUAAAAAACUUAAGAAAAUUAAAUGCAUUUUUUCAAUUUUUCCCUGUAAUAACUGCUGUGUCAAAAAGUGUAUUGCACUAAGGAUGUAAGCAAUGUUAAGAGAAAUUGUAAGUCUGUUCUUCUACAAUGUAGAAAUAUGUCAAUGAAAAUGUGAAAUGGUCUAAAUAACUGAUUAUUCUUUUCUCUUUUGUAUGUCUAUCAUCAAACUCGUGUUUUAGCACAAUCAUCUUCAGUGGCAGCAAAGGGAAUGUUGAGACUGUAUUGCACAUAUAGCAAGCAUCUUUGUAAACAAGAAUUCAGCAUGGAGCAACUUCAUUCCACUCUCUGAGAUGCACAAGUACAGGGAUAGAAUUUACCUGAAAAUAUUAGAUGAAAAAUAAUUAAAAAAAAAAAUCUUUCUAA
Vidua chalybeata is the source of this 5340-nucleotide messenger RNA. RefSeq names its product bromodomain containing 9 (gene BRD9). Gene Ontology annotation, biological process: regulation of transcription by RNA polymerase II. Gene Ontology annotation, cellular component: nucleus. The record is from RefSeq and is a predicted model, not a curated record. Bases 71 to 2113 code for a protein of 680 amino acids. Lineage: Eukaryota; Metazoa; Chordata; Aves; Passeriformes; Viduidae. The transcript is spliced from 18 exons.